Ceratotherium simum simum (southern white rhinoceros) is the source of this 5269-nucleotide messenger RNA. The record is from RefSeq and is a predicted model, not a curated record. Lineage: Eukaryota; Metazoa; Chordata; Mammalia; Perissodactyla; Rhinocerotidae.
UUUUUUUCUUUUUAAUCUCCGCACCAAGCGCUUAACCUCAUUGGGGUGGAGGAGAAGGCGGCGGCUGUCUGGUGGCAGCGGCAAGAGUAGCGAAUAAUAUGGCUAAUGGACUGCUGAAUUAUGAAGUAUUUCAGACCCAAUAGUAGAACAUCACUCUGCCACUCACUCCUUUAUCUCCAACUAGUUAUUUAAAUUGGACUUUUAAUAUCCUACCAGCUGCUCUUCAGACACACAUGGUGCAUUGUUGCCAUUCCCCGGAUUGCAUCUUUGAAACACAGGCUCUUAGUAACCUUCAGCAAACAAAGAGGCAACCUCCCAGAUACGUUUACCGGGAGGGUGUCACCCUGACUGCCCCCUAGCUUUUGCUGCAUCUGGAUUUGAAUUCCAUCAUGGAGCCGCGCAUGGAGUCCUGCCUGGCACAGGUGUUGCAGAAGGAUGUGGGGAAACGACUGCAGGUUGGCCAAGAACUUAUAGACUAUUUUUCAGACAAACAGAAGUCUGCUGACCUUGAGCAUGACCAGACUAUGUUAGAUAAACUCGUGGAUGGACUCGCUACCUCUUGGGUGAACUCUAGCAAUUACAAGGUGGUUCUCCUGGGCAUGGACAUCCUGUCUGCGCUGGUCACCCGGCUGCAGGAUCGGUUCAAGGCGCAGAUCGGCACAGUGCUGCCAAGUUUAAUAGACAGACUGGGAGAUGCUAAAGACUCUGUGAGGGAUCAAGACCAAACUCUGCUGCUAAAGAUCAUGGAUCAAGCUGCUAACCCCCAGUACGUGUGGGACCGAAUGCUGGGAGGCUUCAAGCACAAGAAUUUCCGGACUCGGGAAGGCACGUGUCUCUGCCUUGUUGCCACACUCAGUGCCUCUGGAGCGCAUACUUUAACACUAAGCAAGAUCGUGCCACAUAUAUGUAACUUACUUGGAGAUCCAAACAGCCAGGUUCGAGAUGCAGCAAUAAACAGCUUAGUGGAAAUUUACAGACAUGUAGGAGAACGUGUGAGGGCAGAUCUCAGUAAAAAAGGAUUGCCACAGUCCCGGUUGAAUGUAAUUUUUACAAAAUUUGAUGAAGUCCAAAAAUCUGGAAACAUGAUACAAUCUGCAAAUGAUAAAAAUUUUGAUGAUGAAGAUUCUGUGGAUGGUAAUAGACCUUCCUCUGCCAGUUCUACGUCAUCCAAAGCUCCACCAAGCUCCCGGAGAAACGUUGGAAUGGGGACCGCCCGCCGGCUUGGAUCGUCUGCUCUUGGAUCCAAGUCUUCAGCUGCAAAAGAAGGAGCUGGUGCUGUUGAUGAAGAGGAUUUUAUUAAAGCGUUUGAUGAUGUACCUGUAGUGCAGAUUUAUUCCAGCCGAGACCUUGAGGAAUCCAUAAACAAGAUUAGGGAAAUAUUAUCUGAUGACAAGCAUGAUUGGGAGCAAAGAGUAAAUGCUCUAAAAAAGAUUAGAUCUUUACUUUUGGCUGGUGCUGCUGAGUAUGAUAACUUCUUUCAACAUUUGCGUCUUUUGGAUGGAGCCUUUAAACUAUCUGCUAAGGACCUGCGGUCUCAGGUAGUGCGGGAGGCUUGUAUCACAUUGGGGCAUCUGUCAUCAGUUCUGGGGAAUAAGUUUGACCAUGGAGCUGAAGCCAUUAUGCCAACUAUCUUUAAUUUAAUUCCAAAUAGUGCCAAAAUUAUGGCCACUUCUGGUGUUGUAGCUGUUAGAUUAAUCAUUCGGCACACACACAUCCCUAGGCUGAUACCUGUCAUAACAAGUAACUGUACCUCCAAGUCUGUUGCAGUUAGAAGGCGCUGUUUUGAAUUUUUAGAUUUACUUUUACAAGAAUGGCAGACACAUUCACUGGAACGACACAUAUCAGUAUUAGCCGAAACAAUAAAGAAGGGAAUACAUGAUGCCGAUUCUGAAGCAAGGAUAGAAGCCAGAAAGUGUUACUGGGGUUUCCACAGUCACUUCAGCAGAGAAGCCGAGCACUUAUACCACACCUUGGAGUCCUCCUACCAGAAAGCCCUGCAGUCCCAUUUGAAGAACUCGGACAGCAUUGUGUCCCUGCCGCAAUCCGAUCGCUCGUCUUCUAGCUCUCAAGAGAGUCUGAAUCGGCCGCUCUCUGCCAAAAGAAGUCCUACUGGAAGUACCACCUCUAGAGCUUCUACAGUUAGUACCAAAUCUGUGUCAACGACUGGGUCCCUGCAGCGCUCUCGGAGUGACAUUGACGUGAACGCGGCUGCCAGUGCAAAAUCCAAAGUCUCCGCGACUUCAGGCGCUGCGCCUUUCAGCUCUGCCGCGGCCUUGCCUCCGGGGUCGUACGCAUCCUUAGAGUCCAGACACCUGAGGGAAGAUAUGGAGUCCGUAGGCCUUGACGCAGGUCGGAUCCGCACUAGACGGCAAAGCUCUGGGAGUGCCACCAACGUUGCCUCUACACCUGCCGACAGUCGAGGCCGCAGUCGCGCUAAAGUGGUUUCACAGUCCCAGCGAUCCAGAUCUGCUAAUCCUGCUGGUGCUGGCAGCCGGUCAAGUUCCCCAGGGAAAUUGUUGGGAAGUGGUUAUAGUGGCCUUGCUGGUAGUUCCUCAAGAGGCCCACCUGUGACACCUUCUUCAGAAAAACGAAGCAAGAUUCCCAGGAGUCAGGGAUGUAGCCGAGAAACAAGUCCAAACCGAAUAGGAUUAGCACGGAGCAGCCGUAUCCCUCGACCCAGCAUGAGUCAGGGGUGCAGCCGCGAUACCAGCCGUGAGAGCAGCCGUGAUACAAGCCCUGCUCGGGGCUUUCCUCCUCUUGACCGAUUUGGGCUUGGCCAGGCAGGAAGAAUCCCCGGUUCUGUAAACGCCAUGCGAGUGUUGAGUACAAGUACAGAUCUUGAAGCUGCUGUUGCUGAUGCUUUGCUGUUAGGAGACUCCAGGAGCAAGAAGAAGCCUGUGAGGAGGAGAUAUGAGCCAUAUGGGAUGUAUUCUGACGAUGAUGCCAACAGUGAUGCCUCGAGUGUUUGCUCUGAGCGCUCAUAUGGUUCCAGGAACGGUGGCAUUCCCCAUUAUCUGCGGCAGACUGAGGAUGUAGCAGAAGUUCUCAACCACUGUGCUAGUUCAAACUGGUCAGAAAGGAAAGAAGGGCUUCUAGGCCUGCAGAACUUACUGAAGAGCCAAAGAACACUGAGUCGAGUAGAAUUGAAAAGAUUGUGUGAGAUCUUCACCCGAAUGUUUGCUGACCCUCACAGCAAGAUUGCUGAUUCAGAACCAGAAUGUGAGGAUAAAGAAGGAAAUUUGUUUCCAUCAGAAGGCUCUUGUACAGUGAGUUUGGAGAGAGUUUUCAGCAUGUUUUUGGAGACUCUUGUGGAUUUUAUAAUAAUUCAUAAGGAUGACUUGCAAGACUGGCUUUUUGUUCUUCUCACACAAUUACUUAAGAAAAUGGGAGCAGAUUUACUUGGAUCUGUGCAAGCAAAAGUUCAGAAGGCUCUAGAUGUCACAAGGGACUCCUUUCCAUUUGAUCAACAAUUUAAUAUUUUGAUGAGAUUUAUUGUGGAUCAAACUCAGACUCCUAACCUCAAGGUCAAAGUUGCAAUCCUGAAGUACAUUGAGUCUCUCGCUAGGCAGAUGGAUCCAACAGAUUUUGUAAACUCUAGUGAGACAAGGCUUGCUGUUUCUAGAAUUAUAACCUGGACAACAGAACCAAAGAGUUCAGACGUGAGAAAGGCAGCACAAAUUGUGCUAAUCUCUCUGUUUGAAUUGAACACUCCUGAAUUUACCAUGUUACUUGGUGCCUUGCCAAAAACAUUCCAGGAUGGUGCCACCAAACUCCUGCAUAACCACCUCAAGAAUUCCAGUAACACCAGUGUGGGCUCUCCGAGCAAUACAAUUGGCCGGACUCCCUCCCGACACACCAGCAGCAGGACUAGCCCCCUGACCUCACCCACCAACUGUUCCCAUGGGGGUCUGUCUCCAAGCAUGCUGGACUAUGAUACAGAGAACCUGAACUCUGAAGAAAUCUAUAGUUCUUUGCGUGGAGUUACAGAAGCCAUUGAAAAAUUUAGUUUUCGAAGCCAGGAGGAUCUGAAUGAGCCAAUUAAACGAGAUGGCAAAAAGGACUGUGAUAUUGUGUCCCGCGAUGGUGGAGUUGCCUCUCUGGCCACUGAGGGUCGGGGAGGCAGUGAUGUGAUGGAAGGAGGCAGAACGGCUCUGGAUAACAAGACCUCCCUCCUCAACACCCAGCCUCCACGGGCCUUCCCGGGGCCGCGGAUGCGAGACUACAAUCCAUAUCCCUAUUCAGACACCAUCAACACCUAUGACAAGACAGCCCUGAAGGAGGCCGUGUUUGACGAUGACAUGGAACAGCUUCGAGAUGUGCCCAUUGACCAUUCUGACUUGGUGGCUGACCUUCUGAAAGAGUUGUCCAACCACAAUGAGCGGGUGGAGGAGCGGAAAGGUGCCCUGCUGGAGCUGCUCAAGAUCACCCGCGAAGACAGCCUGGGCGUCUGGGAGGAGCACUUCAAGACCAUUCUGCUCUUGCUGUUGGAGACACUUGGAGACAAAGAUCAUUCCAUCCGAGCACUAGCAUUGAGAGUUUUACGAGAAAUUCUGAGAAACCAGCCAGCAAGAUUUAAAAACUACGCCGAGCUGACGAUCAUGAAGACUCUGGAAGCCCACAAAGACUCCCACAAGGAGGUGGUGAGAGCUGCCGAGGAGGCUGCAUCCACGCUGGCCAGUUCCAUCCACCCAGAGCAGUGCAUCAAAGUGCUCUGCCCCAUCAUCCAAACCGCUGACUACCCCAUCAACCUUGCCGCCAUCAAGAUGCAGACCAAAGUCGUUGAGAGGAUUGCUAAGGAGUCCUUGCUGCAGCUCCUCGCCGACAUCAUCCCAGGCUUGCUGCAGGGUUACGACAACACCGAAAGUAGUGUGCGUAAGGCCAGCGUGUUUUGCUUAGUGGCAAUUUAUUCCGUAAUCGGAGAAGAGCUGAAACCUCACCUCGCACAGCUCACGGGGAGCAAGAUGAAGCUACUAAAUUUAUAUAUAAAGAGGGCCCAAACCACGAACAGCAACAGCAGCUCCUCCUCCGAUGUGUCCACACACAGCUAAUGGUGACGCCAGAGUCUCUUGGUAGCCCUAGAAGCAAUUGGUGGUGCCUCUCCGAGACCUUUCCCACCCUCCCCCUUCAUCGGCUGCCCAGUCAGUACAAGGAGGCCCGCAGAUAUUUAUUACAAUCAGUAUUCUGGUCCCUUCCAGCUUUUGUGUAGAAUCUUACUGGUAUUGAAUGUAAAGAAAGCAAGGCCUGUAUCGCAUCUUCUUACAAAACAAAA